Spea bombifrons (plains spadefoot toad) is the source of this 288-nucleotide messenger RNA. RefSeq names its product oligosaccharyltransferase complex subunit 4, non-catalytic (gene OST4). Lineage: Eukaryota; Metazoa; Chordata; Amphibia; Anura; Pelobatidae. The record is from RefSeq and is a predicted model, not a curated record. The coding region runs from base 2 to 115 and encodes 37 amino acids. Gene Ontology annotation, cellular component: oligosaccharyltransferase complex. The transcript has 2 exons.
GAUGAUCACCGACGUGCAGCUCGCCAUUUUCGCCAACAUGCUCGGCGUGUCCUUGUUCCUCCUGGUGGUUUUGUACCAUUACGUGGCCGUUAAUAACCCCAAGAAGCAGGAGUGAUGGGCAAGCGCUCCGGACACUGGCGCGGGGAUGUACCAUCGCGCCUGAUGCGUUACCAUCGCGCCUGAUGCUGAGAGAAGACCCGACUCGUACGUUCCCUCCUCGCUGCCCCUGCUGUAGAUAUGUUUCGUGUCGUUUCUCUACCAAAAUAAAUGCUUUCUUUUUGUUUAAAA